UAUCCAGCAGCAGCGAGAGGAGGAGUUGCAAACAGGGCAGUGCGGAUUUCAUUCCUGCCCAACAGAGAAACUCUAGAUUUGUUGUACUUCCUUAAGUGCAGGGACGGGAUUGUCACUGCUCUGUUUCCCUGGGGAACUCUCAUAUUCCGGUAACAUGGAUAUAUUAUUAACAAAUAAGCCUAUUUCUGUAUUUCAUACGUACAUCCUCCUGGUGUGAAACACGGACAGUCAUUCUUUACAUACAGAAGGAAAAUUCUAUAACUGGGAUCUGUCCCUGAAUAUUUUUUUUUUGCAAUAUUUCUAAACUAAGAUCAUUCUCAACCAUGCUUAAACAAAUAUUAGCCGAUAUGUACAUCGACCCAGAACUACUGGCAGAACUUAGCGAGGAACAGAAGCAAAUCCUGUUCUUUAAAAUGAGGCAGGAACAGAUUAGACGAUGGCAAGAGCAGGAGGCAAAACUCGAUCAAAAUGGAGAUUUAAAGAGGAAGUCUCAACCAAGAAAAGCCUUUAACAAAUCUGUACAUUGGAAGUUUGGAGCUGAUCAGGAAGUCUGGGUCUGGGUUAUGGGAGAACAUCCGUCUGAUAAAUCCUAUGAUGAAAUCUGUGAUGACAUUUUUGCAGAAAGGGCACGCAAAGAAGCAAAAAAAGAAGCAGAGGAGUUAAGGAAAAAGCAAGAAUCAGAAUUGUCCAAACUGUCUACCAUGACACUGCAACCUCAAAACACCACCACAGACAUACUAAAAAAAAGCACUGAAAACAAGAAAAUGGUCAAUGAAAAUGUAAGAAUAACCAAUCAACAAAUCAAUAAAGAUGAAAAACAGUCAAUCAAUGAGAAAUCAAGAACUGUUGAAGACAUACUUUCAGCUGCCACCAGCAAAAAUACACAUGGAGUAAAACAGAAAAAAGAAAAUAAUCUGAAAGUCCAAGAAAAAGAGAAUGACAGGCUUCAAGAGAGAACUCAAGAAAUAUAUAUGAACUGGAAAGAAGCACAAGAAGUAAAACACAAAUUAGAAAAAGAAGAUAAAGAAUGGCAGGAAUCAUUACGUAAGUCAAAGAUAGCAGACGAACGAAGAAGAUCAGUGGCUAAACAAGCACGGGAUGAUUAUAAGAGACUAUCAAUGCAGGGAAUUGAGCGAGGCAGAGUGGCUGACACAGCCAAGAACUUUGGAGCGGUAAAACGGCCACCUCUACCACCAAAGCCAAAACUAGUUACACCUGCAAAUAACAGUAAUAUAAACAGACUGGAAAGGCGACAGUGCAUUAGAAGGCUGAAUUCUGCCACCAACCGAGAAAAUAUCAUUAAAUGGUUUAAAGAAGAGCAGUUACCUGCAAAAGCAGGAUGGGAUAAGUCUGGGUCUUAUAUUGAGUCUUGGUUUCAUGGCAUCAUAUCUCGCCAAGAAUCAGAAGAACUUCUGAAAAGUCAUGGAAGCUUCCUUUUGCGUGUCAGUGAAAAGAUUCAAGGCUAUGUCCUUUCUUACUGUUCUGAAGAAGGAUGCGCACACUUUCUUAUAGAUGCUUCUGCUACUUCAUAUAGCUUUUUGGGAGUGGAUCAACUGCAGCACGCUACUUUGGCUGAUCUUGUUGAAUAUCACAAGACUGAGCCUAUUCCUUCAUUGGGAAGGGAGUUGCUACGCUAUCCAUGUGGCCAAAGAAAAGGAGUUUGUGAUUAUAGCGAUCUUCUGGAAUGAAACCACUGCCCACAUGUGCCUAAGAGGAGAAAACCACUUAGUUGAUGAUUGUGCCUUCGUGAACAACAAGUAUUAUAGCAGCAGGACUGCAUAGUUAUAGUAGAUUUCGUUUUCAAUUUCUGUAACUGAGCAAAUCUGGACCUAUAAUGGACUUCCUAAUGGAUGAAGGGACAUGGUAAAGAUAUAAAUUAUGUCACGAACAUUGUUGCAAUAAAAGACAGUUUAUCAGGUUCCACACUGCUAACAUACUCAUGAAUUAUAUUUGAAAUGUGUAUGGAGUAAUACCAAUGGCUAUUCAAAGUCUUUCAAAAACAUUUAGAUCAUUUUUGGAGCUUGUAGAUUGUACCAGCAGUGUGUUAUAAUUUUACCUAAGGCUUGUGGCCAGAAACUGACUUUUCUUAUUGCACAAAGCAGCAAAGAGCAACAGCAGCAAAGAGCAACAGUACAGUCAUAUAUAUAUAUAUAUAUAUAUAUAUAUAUAUA
Xenopus laevis (African clawed frog) is the source of this 2171-nucleotide messenger RNA. RefSeq names its product SH2 domain containing 4A L homeolog (gene sh2d4a.L). Gene Ontology annotation, cellular component: cytoplasm. The coding region runs from base 324 to 1688 and encodes 454 amino acids. The transcript has 10 exons. Lineage: Eukaryota; Metazoa; Chordata; Amphibia; Anura; Pipidae. Gene Ontology annotation, molecular function: phosphatase binding. The record is from RefSeq and is a predicted model, not a curated record.